GAGCAAACACAGCGCAAACACUCGGCAAACAAUCCGUAAGGCUGAGGGGCCGAGACCCCAAGCCCAAAAUCUUCGCCUCUCCUCCCUGAAUCUGAACCCCGUCUUGAAGAGACAAUAAUUCACAACCCAAUCUCAAACUAUCUAUUGAAUUUUCUAGCUGAGCUAUUUUGCACUUCCUAAUCUUCACACCGCACCGCAUCUACGGAAACACUUGCGAACCCGACGGCUCGCUAUCCACCACCAAUCUAUCACCAAAACCCCCCAGCAAAAACCCCCCCGUCAACCAAUGCCGGACCCAAACCGCCGCUACGCUUACCUCGCUAUCUCCACCCUCGUCGCAAUCUGGUUCUGGGUUUUAAUCGGACGACCGACUAGCCCAGGUGCUCUCUUCGGAAAGAGCGCGGAUCCCGUUAAGCCGCUCGCGGGCCAUACGUCUGGGAACUAGACGUCGGUGUUGUAGACGUACCAACAACCAGAUAGGGUUGGAUUGAGGGGUACGAGGACUCUAGGAUAGAGAGAGAAGAGACACAAGAAAAGAAAUAGAAAGAGAAAGAGGAGGAACGCAGCAAUGUCACUCUAUUACGAAGCAGCCGACGUGCUGAAAGCACCCACCACCACCGGCGGCAGCCUCAAGUCCCGCAUCUUCAGCAAGAAAGACUUCAAAGCCGCCCCAGCACAGAUCUACGCCCUAGUGAUCGAGACAUGCAAAUGGUCCGCCGUACUAAAAGAAGUCAUCGAGAAGACCGGACUACUAGGUCUAGAGAGAAAGUUAACACCCCUCCUCUCCCUCCUCCUAGUCCACGACCUCCUCCUCGCCAAGCGCGGCAUCUCCCUCCCCGCCACCCAUGGCCUCCGCGCCUCCAUCGAGCGCCACAAAGCGCGCUUGACCGCCGAAUUCACACGCGCCCGCAUCCGGCGCGGCCUCGGCAGUCUCGAGGCGCUGACGGAGCACGUCGAGGCCGGGGGUGACAACACCUCCGGUAUCCCAGUUACCACGCACCCUCGCUGGAUCCGGAUUAACACUCUCAAAACGACGCUUGAAGACCAGCUCGCCACGACGUUCAAAGACUACACGCGCGCCGCCGAGGUGAGCGAGGUGCAGAAGCGCGGCGGGAAGAAGAUCUUCCUCGACGCACACGUACCUAACCUCAUCGCCGUCCCUCCAAGCGCGGACCUCACGAAAUCAGCCGCCUACACCUCCGGCGCGCUGAUCUUCCAAGAUAAGGCGUCGUGCUUCCCGGCGUAUUUGCUUGACCCGCUUGCUGAGGAUGGGGAUGUGAUAGACUCGUGUGCGGCGCCGGGGAAUAAGACAACGCAUCUUGCGUCUAUCUUGGCUUCGCACUCGCCGGCGGUUGACAUAGCUGAUCCAAGUACCUUGGCGGAACUACCGCAGAGGAUUCAUGCGUUCGAGAAGGAUAAGGUGCGCGCGACUACGUUGGCGAAGAUGGUUGCGCUGGCGGGGUCGGAGGGGAUGACGAAAAUUCACGCGGCGACGGAUUUCCUCAAAGCUGAUCCUGAGUCCCCGCAGUUCGCCAAGGUUGGAGCGCUGCUGCUCGACCCGAGUUGUAGCGGGAGCGGCAUCGUAGGGCGCGACGACAUGCCAGAGCUGCAUUUACCAUCCGAAGCGAAGGGCGGUCCAGCAGCCGGCGGGAAGCCUGGCGGAAAAGGAGCAAAAGGAAAAGGCAAAGGUAAAGACAAACCAGCCGAAGACGAAAAGCCCUCCUCCCAAAAACGAAAACGCGACAGCGAAGAAGAGGAGAAAGUCGAAGUCCUCCUCGACGACGACGGAGUCCCCACCGCCAUCACCUCCGCGCAAGACCUGCAGGCGCGCUUAGCCGCCCUAGCUGCUUUCCAACUCACGCUUUUGUUGCACGCGAUGCGUUUCCCUGGGGCGAGGAAGAUCACGUAUUCCACGUGCUCUGAGCAUAAUGAGGAGAAUGAGGGUGUUGUGCUUGCGGCGCUCGGGUCGGAGGUUGCGAGGGAGAGGGGGUGGAGGGUGCUGAGACGAGAUGAGCAGGUUGGGGGGAUGAAGAGGUGGGAUGUUAGGGGUGUGGAGGGGCCAGAGGGGGAGUAUGAGAAGAUUAGUGAGGGGUGUAUUCGUGCGAAUAAGGGGGAUGGGGAGGGGACUAUGGGGUUCUUUGUUUGUCCGUUUGUGAGGGAUGGGGAGGGUGGGGAUGUGGAGGCGAAGGUGGUGAGGGAUGAGAGUGGGAAGAUUGUGAGGGAUGCGAUGGGAAUACCUGUUCUUGCAUCUGCAUCUGGUGGUGAAGAUGUGGCGAUGGAUGAUGAGGAGUGGGGUGGCAUUGAUGAGGCUGAAGAGCAGGUUGCGGAGAGCGUUCCAAAUGGAGAGGCUACUGCCGCCGUGGAUGAGGACGAGAGCAAAGAAGGAGAGGCUUCAAAGCCCGCCAAAAAGAAGAGAAGGAAGGCGAAGAAGAAGACUUGAUAAGGGGCGUAAUGAUAUUUGUGAGCAUACAAAGCAAAGAAGACAUAUAGUGUGUAACGUGAC
This is a messenger RNA of Pseudogymnoascus verrucosus, 2503 nucleotides long. RefSeq lists its product as uncharacterized. The transcript has 2 exons. The record is from RefSeq and is a predicted model, not a curated record. Gene Ontology annotation, molecular function: methyltransferase activity. Gene Ontology annotation, cellular component: nucleolus. Gene Ontology annotation, biological process: rRNA base methylation. NCBI's taxonomy places the organism in Eukaryota, Fungi, Ascomycota, Leotiomycetes, Thelebolales, Thelebolaceae. Bases 569 to 2440 code for a protein of 623 amino acids.